AUGCUAGCCGCAAAGCUCAAGUUCGAUGGUCAACGCGUGACAGCUGUUGAACUUGGUGGGUCUGGGAUCGACACGAGGCGGCUCGACGAGGUCCGGUCUGUUUCGGAGUAUCUAGAGCCAUUGAUGAGUUUCAUGGAGUCUGUUCCUGAGGAGGAGAAGGUGGUUCUUGUUGGUCAUAGCUAUGGUGGCAUUGGAAUCUCACUCGCUAUGGAAAGAUUUCCGACCAAAAUCUCUGUCGGAAUCUUCCUCUCUGCUUAUAUGCCUCACCAUGACUUUCCUCCUUCCGUUCUCAUUCAAGAGUAUUUCAAGAGACUACCUGAGGGAUUCGCCAUGGAUUGUGAGUUUACAUUUGAGGAAGGACCACAACAUCCACCAAGUUCAGUUAUGUUCGGUACUACUUUCUUGAAGGAGAAGGCAUAUAGUAAUUGUCAAUUAGAGGAUCUUGAAUUAGCCAUGGCGUUGGUGAAACCGAGCUGGUUAUACCCGAAGGAAAUGGGAAGUGAAGAUUUGCUGACAAAGGAGAGGUAUGGAUCUGGUAAGAGAGUGUUUAUUGUCUGCGAAGGCGACUAUGUGGUUCCAGAGGAGAUUCAGAAGUGGAUGAUUAGUAACUACGAACCUAACGAGGUGAAGGUGAUUGAAGAAGCUGGUCACAUGGCCAUGCUCACUAAGCCUCGACAGCUUUCUCAACUGUUGCAAGAAAUAGCAGCGAGAUGCAACUGA
Molecule: messenger RNA, 720 nt
Organism: Arabis nemorensis
Lineage: Eukaryota; Viridiplantae; Streptophyta; Magnoliopsida; Brassicales; Brassicaceae
Source: the annotation of a GenBank genome assembly